This is a messenger RNA of Apodemus sylvaticus (European woodmouse), 4136 nucleotides long. RefSeq names its product purinergic receptor P2X 7 (gene P2rx7). The record is from RefSeq and is a predicted model, not a curated record. The transcript has 13 exons. Gene Ontology annotation, biological process: monoatomic cation transmembrane transport; response to ATP. Lineage: Eukaryota; Metazoa; Chordata; Mammalia; Rodentia; Muridae. Gene Ontology annotation, molecular function: extracellularly ATP-gated monoatomic cation channel activity; ATP binding; purinergic nucleotide receptor activity. The coding region runs from base 168 to 1955 and encodes 595 amino acids. Gene Ontology annotation, cellular component: nuclear inner membrane; plasma membrane.
GCCAGGACCCGCCCCCUCGCUGCAGUCGCUGUAGGAGCUGGAAGUUAAACGUUCCUGCUGAGAAUCAGUGUGUUUUCUUUGGCUGCCCCUACGUGGAGGUUUGCUGUGGUCUAGCCUGGGAAGAAGGUCUAGCCCAAGUCCAGCCUGAACAGAGCGAGCCUGUCGCCAUGCCGGCUUGCUGCAGCUGGAACGAUGUCUUGCAGUAUGAGACAAACAAAGUCACUCGGAUCCAGAGCGUGAAUUACGGCACCGUCAAGUGGGUGUUGCACAUGAUCGUCUUUUCCUACGUUAGCUUUGCUCUGGUGAGCGACAAACUGUAUCAGCGGAAAGAGCCCGUUAUCAGCUCAGUGCACACCAAGGUCAAAGGCAUCGCAGAGGUGACAGAGAGUGUCACGGAGGGUGGGGUGACCAAGUCGGUACACAGCAUCUUUGACACUGCGGACUACACCUUCCCUUUGCAGGGGAAUUCGUUCUUUGUAAUGACAAAUUAUCUCAAGUCAGAAGGCCAAGUCCAGAAGCUGUGUCCUGAGUACCCCAGCCGCGGUGUACAGUGCUAUUCUGACAAGGGUUGUAAAAAGGGAUGGAUGGACCCGCAGAGCAAAGGAAUCCAGACUGGCAGGUGUAUCCCAUACGACCAGACGAGGAAGACCUGUGAAGUCUUUGCCUGGUGUCCUGCUGAGGAGGGGAAGGAAGCCCCCCGGCCUGCACUCUUAAGGGGCGCUGAAAACUUCACUGUGCUCAUCAAGAACAAUAUCGACUUUCCCGGCCACAACUAUACGACGAGAAACAUCUUGCCCGAUAUGAACACCUCGUGCACCUUUCACAAGACUUGGAACCCUCAGUGUCCCAUCUUCCGACUAGGGGACAUCUUCCAGGAAGCAGGAGAGAACUUUACAGAGGUGGCAGUUCAGGGAGGAAUCAUGGGCAUCGAGAUCUACUGGGAUUGCAACCUGGACAGAUGGUCCCAUCACUGCCAACCCAAGUACAGCUUCCGCCGCCUGGAUGACAAGUAUACCAAUGAGUCCUUGGUCCCCGGCUACAACUUCAGAUACGCCAAGUACUACAAGGAGAACAACGUGGAAAAGCGGACAUUGAUCAAAGCCUUUGGCGUCCGUUUUGACAUCCUGGUUUUUGGCACUGGAGGAAAAUUUGACAUCAUCCAGCUGGUUGUGUACAUUGGAUCCACCCUGUCCUACUUUGGCUUGGCCACUGUGUGCAUUGACUUGCUCAUCAACACGUACUCCAGUGCCUUCUGCAGGUCGAGUGUUUACCCCUGCUGUAAGUGCUGUGAGCCCUGCGCAGUGAACGAGUACUACUACCGAAAGAAGUGUGAGCCCAUCGUGGAGCCCAAGCCGACGCUAAAGUAUGUGUCCUUUGUGGACGAGCCCCACAUUCGGAUGGUGGACCAGCAGCUGCUUGGGAAAAGUCUGCAAGUUGUCAGAGGCCAAGAAAUUCCCAGACCCCAGAUGGACUUCUCGGACCUGUCUAGGCUGUCCCUGUCUCUCCACGACUCACCCCCGAUUCCUGGACAAUCUGAGGAACUGCAGCUGCUCCGCGAAGAGGUGGCGCCUAGGUCCAGGGACAGCCCAGGCUGGUGCCAGUGUGGAAACUGCCUCCCGUCUCGACUCCCGGAGAACCGCAGGGCCCUGGAGGAGCUGUGCUGCCGGAGGAAGCCGGGACGGUGUAUCACCACCUCCAAGCUCUUCCGUAAGCUCGUGCUGUCCAGAGAAGCCCUGCAGCUCCUCCUGCUAUACCAAGACCCCUUGCUGGAGCUGGAGGAAGACGCCAUCAACGGCAGGCUGCGGCACUGUGCCUACAGGUGCUAUACCACCUGGCGCUUCGGCUCCCCGGACGUGGCCGACUUUGCCAUUCUGCCCAGCUGCUGCCGCUGGAGGAUCAGGAAGGAGUUUCCCAAGACUGACGGGCAGUACAGUGGCUUCAAGUAUCCCUACUAACGGUAUGGCUGCCACAUCAUGAUGGCUCAUAAUACGGCUUCUCUUGGAAAGACCUAGAGACACAUUUCCGGAUGACGGGAACUUGGUUUUCCUUCCUCGUAAGCUGUGUUGAAGUAGAGCUGAUUAGACCGACUGCACAUGGAUGCGAACCGGAUGCGGAUCCUGAGCCUGACCUCUGACCCUUGACCCUGGACUGCGGUGCUGCCCUCAGCCUAUAAUGUGUACACAGGCUCCUCAUAUCCCGACUUCCCCGACCUACUUUCUCUGAAGUAGCAUUACAGAUAUGCUGAAGGUGUUCUCUUCCGUCCACGUUUACACGGCUCCAUGGAUGUAAAGGCCCAACCCUGAAAACCAAACCUUUUGAGAUUUGAAAGUACUCUGAGAAAUUAAAUAUGGCCACAAAUUCUUUGACAGCCUCACCCCCUCACCCAACCCUCAGGACCCAAAGGCACUGUUUCUACCCCCCCCCCCAUUAUGGGCGACUCUGGGGGCUUCAUCCAGUAGCGUAUGUGAUGUUACAUCUGUUAUUUCGGGCCCUUGUUUUAAGAGGCUAACAGCUUCUGAUUCCUGUGCUUGGAACUCUUGCUGAGAGGAAGCCAGGCGACUCAAGAGUCCGACUGGAGGAGCAGCUCCAGGGAGAAGUACCCAACCUGAGCCAGCUCGUCACGUCUAAGUGCAGACACCACACAGGGAGAGAAGCUAUGCCUUUCAGGUGAUUCCAGGCACGUGGCUGACACUGCAGGAGCCGGCUGCCCAGCCAGCCCAGAGGACCACUCUGCUGCCUUAAGUCAUUACAUUUGGGGGAGGGGAGGUCACACAGCAAUAGGCAACUGGAACAAGAGAUGCUGACUGAUACUACAAAAUGUAGCGACUACUUCUAUUGGGCAGUUGUAAGAGGUCACAUCAACCAGACUAGAAACCAUAGAAUCUAACUGCAUACAAGAUACAGUCUGACCCUCAUUGUUAUCCUAUGAUCCAAGUGACUGCUUAGAUCAUAGGACUUCUUGAAUUGUCAGAAACUGGUUGUCUUAGUCAGGGUUUCUAUUCCUGCACAAAGAUCAUGACCAAGAAGCAAGCUGGGGAGGAAAGGGAUUAUUCAGCUUACACUUCCACAUUGCUGUUCAUCACCAAAGGAAGUCAGGACUGGAACUCAAGCAGGUCAGGAAGCAGGAGCUGAUGCAGAGGCCAUGGAGGGAUGUUCCUUACUGGCUUGCUUCCCCUGGCUUGCUCAGCCUGCUCUCUUUACCUAAGAUUAUCAGCCCAGGGAUGGCACCACCCACAAGGGUCCCUCCCCACUUGAUCUCUAAUUGAGAAAAUGCCCCACAGCUGGAUCUCAUGGAGGCCCUUCCCCAACUGAAGCUCCCUUCUCUGUGAUAACUCCAGCCUGUGUCAAGUUGACACAAAACCAGCCAGUACACUGUUAAAAGCUGCCUCUGUGCCUUUAAUGUCCUGGACUAUACAGCAAGUGAGUCCGAGGCAAUCUGAAGGCUACGUUAGAAAGCAGCCCAAGCUUCUGGGAGAGGAGUAAACCUGAGGCAGAGGCAGGCAGAUUUCUGAGUUCAAGGCCAGCCUCAGGUAUGCAGCACCACCACCACGCUUGGAGAUGUUUUUUUAAGAAGUGGACAGUAUUUGACCCCAGAGUUGAGCUUUUUACUCCAAGCAUUCUAUAUAUAUAAGAGCUCCAGGUUUCGCUUCCUGUGGCCUUCGAGUCUUUACGCUUUAUCUUUGAGCCUCCUUCCUAGUGUACUUUCGUCACCUUGUUAGGGCAUCAGACAGGGAGACCACUGGACCCUUCCAGUGUUUGCUCUUGCCUUGGCCACUGGUGCUCUCCUGAGGGUGGCCCUGCCCUCUGUGGACAGAAUGACCCUCUCUUCAGCAGCAAUGAUACUUGCAUCUUUAUUUGCGGUCUACUGUGUGGGCAGUGCUGUGAGGGAGGCCUCGGCAGCUCAUUUUGCAGGCUAAGGUUCUUGUUCUGUCAGCUGCCCAGUGUCCGCACCUUCCUCGGUCAGGACUGAGAGCUGUCUCUUGACACAGACCAGCCGACGUCGUGUCCAACGCAGGGUGGAUCUCACGUCUCUCUUUAAAGGGAACCAUCUUCUAAACUCAUCCUAAUUUCAGGUUGGCCAUGUAAGGGUUUUUUUUUUUUUAACUGUUUUAAUAAUAAAACUUGAUUUAAAUUCA